CAGAAGCUCUCGCAGAGGAGAUCCGAGAUCGCAGCCACCAGCUGAAGAGUGGUCGUCACUUUCUCUGCAAAAGUUUCUCUUUCGGCACACCUACGACACGCGCCUUCAAGCAUUCUCUCCGCACCUCCUUCACGCUCCUCGCCUCUCUUCAGCCUCCUCAGAUAGCAAUGGCGUCCGCUGCCGUCGCUCUCAAGUCUGCCUGCGCCCCUGCGGCCUUCUCCUGCAGGGCGUCUGUUGAGACCUCUGUCAGCAAGGUCACCCUUAAGGCGCCCGUGUCUCUGAGGAGGACAAGUGUGUCCAAGACCUUCGGAGUUGCUCAGGCUCUUAGCAAGACCACCAUGUUCAAGGUUACUUUGAAGACCCCUGAGGGUGAACAAACCCUCGACAUUGCUGAUGAUGUGAUCAUCCUCGACGCCGCUGAGGAGGCCGGAAUCGACCUGCCCUACUCAUGCAGGGCUGGCGCUUGCUCAUCUUGCGCUGGCAAGGUUGAGAGCGGCACCGUUGACUUGGGGGACCAGUCUUUCUUGGAUGACGACCAGGUUUCCGCUGGAUACAUCCUCACAUGCACUGCCUACCCCACGUCUGACUGCACCAUCUUGACCCACCAAGAGGAGGAGUUGUUCUAAGUUGAUUCUUGUACACACACUGCUUUGCGACCUGAUUUUUUGGAGAGCUCAUAGUUUCUGGGGGCAUUGUGAGAGCAGGGAUCGGACAAUCAAGCAAUGUUGUACUUAUAUGGAUGAUCUUGUAGAACACUCCACGUGUCCCCUUCAAACUAGGCCCUUGCCCGCUUGCCGGUCCUGAUCGAGCCUUAUGAGCUUAGCUUGGCCUGCAGUUUCUAGCGAAUGCGUUGCCUCUCAAAUCUCUCAAACUUGGUGCUGUCCCAUGCGUCGCUGUGCUUUACUUCCAACCAAAAUACAAUCGAUCACUGCUCGUACAAGCAGCUAUGCUGUUGAUUGAUGAGGGUUAUAGUACAUUCAUCAUAGAACACAAUGCACAGCGUUUGUACGGUGAUGGUCUCUUUUCGCACCCCGUAGCCAGGGCGGCCAUAGGCUUCUCAUCGC
This is a messenger RNA of Klebsormidium nitens, 1064 nucleotides long. NCBI's taxonomy places the organism in Eukaryota, Viridiplantae, Streptophyta, Klebsormidiophyceae, Klebsormidiales, Klebsormidiaceae. The record is from the annotation of a GenBank genome assembly.